Messenger RNA from Phlebotomus papatasi, 2164 nucleotides. RefSeq lists its product as uncharacterized. The record is from RefSeq and is a predicted model, not a curated record. NCBI's taxonomy places the organism in Eukaryota, Metazoa, Arthropoda, Insecta, Diptera, Psychodidae. Bases 44 to 2095 code for a protein of 683 amino acids. The transcript is spliced from 2 exons.
UCUUUGUAAAUUGAACGGUGAAAACACGGAGAGCUGUCCCAAGAUGAUUGCUGGAUUACUAUCUCUAGUGUCUUGUGCUCUGGUGACACUGACUUCUGGGAUUACAGUGUCACCAAUUGUGAGACAAAAGUAUUAUACAACAACCACCAAAGUGCCUCAAAUGAUUGCAUACUUCCAACCUUCACCUCAAAUUCGCGCCAAAAAUGCAGACAGUGUGUCCAGUGCUGCGAUUUUCGGAAGAGAUGUGAUUAAAAUUGUUCAACCGCCAGACAAUGUGCGUGGGAAAGAAUUUAUCAGAGGUGGUUCGAGGAGUGAUCUUAAGAAUCGUGUUAAGUUAUCCCCGCAGUUUGAAUUUGCCAAUCCUGGAUUGAAAUCUAUCCCAAUACAGAUUGAUCCGAGGCAGCAGAACUAUCAACUGCAGAAAGAUUUCUUUUCGAGAUCACCAAAUAUUCGAGAAUAUCCUCAAGUGAAGCCUUCUGUGGGUUUUGAUGUGAAUCCUGUGGUGAAUCAGCUCAAUGUCUUAAGAAUGAAGCACAGAGAUCUUUUCGCUGAAGAAGAGGGUGUGCCACAGUUUGAUUCCAAGAAAACUCAGCGUUUGCAGAAGCCACCCCUGGGUUAUGAGAUUUUUGCUCAAGAAAAGGAAAAUUUCAGGAAGAACAUAUCUCCAACACGAAAGCGGAAGGAACCUCAGAGACAGAGACUUGAGGAAAAAAAUCAUACUACCAGCCAGGAAGCUCCGACGAGAUUUGUGCCAACUCGUCUCUAUGCCCAAGUCCGUCAUUCAUCCACCCAGAAGCAUCGACCACGCCAAUUGGAGGAACCUCGAGCAAGAGAGAGAUUGCAGACGAAGAAGACUCAUGUGGUCUACUCUGAAGAUGGAUAUGAAGAUUCCAAAUAUGAUCACGGUGAUGAGGAAAAGUUUGCUGAGCACAAAGAGCGUCGCGUGAAGAGAAACACGGAAGUGGCUGAAGCUGAAGAACUACCAGUGGCACUCGCAUUGAUUGGCAGUGCCAAUUUGACUGGUGAAGAGGUGCUUGAGUACUUGGAGGAAGUCAUUAGAAAUAGCUCAAAGUACCUCCCGGAUGACCAUGAUGACGAUCGGUUCAGCUUCACGUCGCACCUCUUAAAUAAAACCGAAAUUGAGAAGUUGUUUGCUCUCCCCGUUCCAGAUACCAUGGAGAGUGAAUCUCGCCAGUCAAAUCACAAGGACAAAUACCCAUUCUAUUUCUUGCCAUCCACUGAGAAUUUGCCACAUUCUUCGGCACUGAGGUACGCUGAAACACCAAAGACACUCCCUCGCAAGGGUGAGACAUUCUAUGCUACAAAGAAAAGAAAAAUUUGCGAAGAAAUUGAUCAGGAUGUGGACCCCACUGAAACGAUGGACAAGAAAAGGCGUUUGAACAAUUUGGGCGACAAAAUUGACUGUUUCAGGGAAAAUUUCUUUGGUGAAGAUCCUUUGGAUAAUCCUAUCUUUCACGAAGAAUUUGUUGAUGCUCAAGAAACAACCACAGUCAGCAUAUCAACGGAUCAAAUUGAAACUUUGACACAGCAGAAAACCAAUCAAAAUCGCAAUCCGGGAAUAAAUGUCUAUGAUGAUGUUAUCAGUAAUAUUAGGGCUGCUGUUGUGGCAGAUACUCUAAGUCGACAUGCUCGAACUCGACAAGCAUACCUCAAUAUUCCCAAAGUUGAACCGCAACCCGAGAAAGUAAAGCUGGAGAGGCCAAGAGAUGUUGUUAGAAGCAAUGACAAGAAAAUUAUUCAAAAUUAUAUGAAUCACAAUGGAUUUGUCUUUGAUAUUUCCAAAUAUUUCCCACCACUCUAUGUAGUGCAGCCGGAGAGUGGGAAAAUCUACAGAAUCCAUCCGCAGCAGAGAAUUGUGAAAUCUAAGAAGAAACUCAACAAAUCCAAAGGCAAGAGAGUGUCGCAUAAAACAAAAGAUUAUACUGUUUUCCCAACGAUCGGCACCUCAACACCAAACACUGUUCGACCACAACUCAUUGUACAUCCUAUUAUGUCUUCUGGAAAUUAUCCGUACAUGGCCCUGAAGAAGAAUAAAAACAGAAAUUUCCACUAUGAGGGACUCAUCUUCCACUGAGGCUUGUUAAAUUCUCCUUCCUAUCUUAUCUAUUUCUAUAUUUCUAAUAAAUUUUUAUUUAUUGUUAAA